GGGACGCGACGGGACGCGCUGGGACGGGCACCGGGGGUCGCGGGCGCGGCCCGGGGCGGGGGCGGCAUGGAGCGGAGGUGGGUCUUCGUGCUUCUCGACGUGCUGUGCGUGCUGGUCGCCGCCCUGCCCUUUGCCAUCCUGACGCUCGUGAAUGCCCCGUACAAGCGUGGAUUCUACUGUGGAGAUGACUCCAUCCGGUACCCCUACCGUCCAGACACCAUCACCCACGGGCUCAUGGCCGGGGUCAUCAUCUCAGCCACCGCCAUCCUUGUGUCAGCCGGGGAGGCCUACCUGGUGUACACGGACCGCCUCUACUCCCGCUCCGACUUCAACAACUACCUGGCCGCCAUCUACAAGGUGCUGGGGACAUUCCUAUUCGGGGCUGCUGUCAGCCAGUCACUGACAGAUCUGGCCAAAUACAUGACUGGCCGCCUGCGGCCCAACUUUCUGGCAGUGUGUGACCCCGACUGGAGCCGUGUCAACUGCUCAGUGUACGUGCAGGCGGAGGUGUGCAGAGGAAGCCCUGCUAACAUCACCGAGUCCAGAUUAUCUUUCUACUCUGGGCACUCCUCCUUCGGAAUGUACUGCAUGAUGUUCUUGGCGCUCUAUGUGCAGGCUCGGCUCCGCUGGAAGUGGGCGCGGCUGCUGCGGCCCACCGUGCAGUUCUUCCUGGUGGCCUUCGCCCUGUACGUGGGCUACACCCGCGUGUCUGACCACAAGCACCACUGGAGCGAUGUUCUCGUCGGCCUCCUGCAGGGGGCACUGGUGGCCGGCCUCACUGUCCGAUACAUCUCUGACUUCUUCAAAGCCCGGCCCCCACAGCACUGCCCAGAGGAGGAGGACAUCGAGCGGAAGCCCAGCCUCUCGCUGACACUGACUCUGGGCGAGGCUGACCGCAACCACUAUGGGUACCCGGUCUCCUCCUCCUGAGGCCGGGAGCCGUUCCCAGCUGGGGCUCAGGCUGUGGUCAGCAUGUUCGUGGUCCUGGCAGGCCCUUCACCUGGGAUGGUGAUGAGGGCUCUGGCAGGCUCCAGGUGCCCCAAGCUGGCUCCCCGGGGCGGGUUCCACUAACCCCACCUCCUGAGACGGGACCAGGGGCCUGGGGUGCCUGGGGCAGCCCUAGAGUUUGGAGGAAGACCCUGUUCUCAGGACCCCCUUCGUUUGUGGGGUUAGGGAAGGGACUGAGAAAUCCCCGUGGGUGCUGUUUUUGUAAAAUGGAUUAUGUAUGUGGAUUUUUAGUAAAGUAGGGCGUUCAGUUGACAAA
This is a messenger RNA of Camelus dromedarius (Arabian camel), 1264 nucleotides long. It is a transcript of the gene PLPP2, whose product is annotated as phospholipid phosphatase 2. The transcript is spliced from 6 exons. The record is from RefSeq and is a predicted model, not a curated record. Gene Ontology annotation, biological process: phospholipid metabolic process; signal transduction; phospholipid dephosphorylation. Gene Ontology annotation, molecular function: phosphatidate phosphatase activity. NCBI's taxonomy places the organism in Eukaryota, Metazoa, Chordata, Mammalia, Artiodactyla, Camelidae. Bases 67 to 930 code for a protein of 287 amino acids. Gene Ontology annotation, cellular component: plasma membrane.